Monopterus albus (swamp eel) is the source of this 1131-nucleotide messenger RNA. RefSeq lists its product as uncharacterized. The record is from RefSeq and is a predicted model, not a curated record. The transcript is spliced from 2 exons. NCBI's taxonomy places the organism in Eukaryota, Metazoa, Chordata, Actinopteri, Synbranchiformes, Synbranchidae. Bases 216 to 1082 code for a protein of 288 amino acids.
CUCGAGAUCUCGCAAAACUUUCUCGAGAUCUCGCAAAACUAAUGCAAAAUUUUCUCGAGAUCUCGCAAAACUGUUUCUCGGGAUCUCGAGAUCUCGCAAACCUGUUUCUCGGGAUCUCGAGAUCUCGCAAAACUGUUUCUCGGGAUCUCGAGAUCUCGCAAAACUUUUGUACGUGCUUCGGUUUAAUAUAACAUCCCAGUUUGAAUAGGUGAGUCAUGGAGGAGGAUGUGUUGCAAUUCCUCAGGUCGAGAGCGGUCCCUCAGGAUGACAUUAUACGCAUGCAAAGAGACAAGGUUGAUAAGGCAGUGCUAUCCAUCAUGACUGAUGAACAAAUGGCCAGAUAUAUCUCUUCAUAUGGUGACCGGGUUGCUGUCCUGUCCUUCUGUCAACAAGCAAAGUGCAGUACUGACAAACACACUCUUUUACAGAAACUGCGAGAUAAAAUAGGAACACGCAAAAUGAAAUCAAAGGCAAAGGGAGCCAUGUGUGGUACAUCAUGUGUGUUCAAAAAACAAGGCGAAGGGAUGGCAAGACAUAGAAAUAAUGCAGGAGAAAGCACUUCAAGGAAGAUUGAAAUUGGAUGGCUUCAUUUCAGCAAUAAUGACUACCAACAAGUGAGAACCAGAAAAGGUGGUGGAACAAGACAUGCAACAGUUGAGAAAACAACAAAUAUUGCUCAGAUUUUGCAGAUGAGAAGGGAGCUUUUUUUUUCAAAUGGACUUUCAACAAAAGGUCGAGUGGAAGACUUUACCUUUCAUAUCUGUGAUUUUAAAAGACACCAGCUUCCCAUGGAUGACACUGUUGGCCACCUUUAUGAACAAACUAAACUGAAGUUGCUUCGAUUUUACAUUUGCACACGAGAACAAGCACCUUCAACAGAUGAAGAAUCACCUGAAGUGGAUCAAUGUACUGUAGAUUCCUUAUCUAAGGAUUCAUCUGUCAACAUCUCUGAGGGAGCAGAUCUACAGUUGACUAGCCAGGGAGCCCAUAGUGAUGUGGAUGAUUCAACCACAGAUCAACUGGAGCAUGGGCAUGCAUUUGACAGUGACACAAGCGAACAGGUUUGUGAUACUGAUAAAUAAAGCAGUGAGUGAUGAUGAUACAAGUAAUAAAAUGUAUCCCCUGUAUACU